Molecule: messenger RNA, 1165 nt
Organism: Astyanax mexicanus (Mexican tetra)
Lineage: Eukaryota; Metazoa; Chordata; Actinopteri; Characiformes; Acestrorhamphidae
Gene: hmgb2a
Product: high mobility group box 2a
Exons: 5
Coding region: 175-816 (213 amino acids)
Biological process (GO): regulation of transcription by RNA polymerase II
Cellular component (GO): nucleus
Molecular function (GO): DNA binding, bending
Source: RefSeq, a predicted model, not a curated record
UCAGAACAUGCCCUUGAGGGCGGAGCCCCGGAGGCAUUUAAUCAGGCUGGAGCUGGGACCGUAUCGAUAGCAGAGACUACAGCAGUGGGGAAGAGGCGCAGUGUGAUUUUUCUGAGGGAUAGAAGUGGAUUACUUUGUGUAUUUAUAGCUUUUUAACCACAGACUUUAGCCGCCAUGGGUAAAGAUCCGAACAAGCCGAGGGGAAAGACUUCUUCCUACGCGUUUUUUGUGCAGACCUGCCGGGAAGAGCACAAGAAGAAACACCCUGGAACUUCUGUCAAUUUCGCAGAGUUUUCCAAGAAGUGUGCUGAGAGAUGGAAGACCAUGUCACCCAAAGAGAAAACCAAGUUCGAGGACCUGGCCAAAAACGACAAGGUCCGCUACGACCGGGAGAUGAAAACCUACAUCCCACCCAAAGGUGCCAAGAAAGGAAAGAAAAAGAAGGACCCAAAUGCACCAAAGAGGCCACCAUCUGCUUUCUUCGUUUUCUGCUCCGACCAUCGCCCCAAGGUGAAGAGCGAACACCCCGGUAUCUCCAUCGGUGACAUCGCAAAGAAGCUUGGAGAAAUGUGGUCCAAACAGUCUCCCAAGGACAAGGCCCCAUACGAGCAGAAAGCCAUGAAGCUGAAGGAGAAAUACGAGAAGGAUGUUGCCGCGUACCGCGCUAAGGGGGCAAAGGCUGAUGUUGCAAAGAAGGGCGGACCCGGCCGGCCAGCAGGCAAGAAGGUGGAAGCCACAGAUGAUGAUGACGACGAUGAUGAGGAGGAUGAAGAUGAUGAGGAGGAGGAUGACGAUGAGGAUGAUGACGAUGAUUAAUAAGUUUGUCAGGAAACUUGAGCUGAAUUGUUUUUCAGAACAAUGUGAAAAUGCAUUUUAUUUUUUUAGCAUUUGAGUAUUUUCAAAACAUGUACAGGAAUGUGUAUAGAUCAAAUACAUAUGAGGUCAUGUACUGUUUUGUAAAUUUGUCAGCUGUUCUUGUUUCUUAAGCACUGCUUUCUUUUGUUUGAUAGCUGUGGUUUCUCUCUAUACCCAACAUUUUUUCCACUGCCAUUGUAAGGAAAAUGAGGAACAAUGUUAUGUAGUAGAAGUCUCAAUUUUUUUAGACAUUGAGCUUUAAAUUUGUGUAGACAAUUUUUAUAAUAAAACUUUGUAUAUUAUGAUUAAA